Messenger RNA from Cutaneotrichosporon oleaginosum, 2025 nucleotides. RefSeq lists its product as uncharacterized. NCBI's taxonomy places the organism in Eukaryota, Fungi, Basidiomycota, Tremellomycetes, Trichosporonales, Trichosporonaceae. The record is from RefSeq and is a predicted model, not a curated record.
AUGUGUCAAACCGGCCGCGAUCAGCCUUGCACGGAGAGCCCAACCGGGACCCAUCACUUCGAGCGACUCACGGAUAAGCACCCACACAGCCUCAUCUUCGGAUGGAGCUGUGGCCACUGCCGCAAAGGGCUCUGCUUUACGGAGCAGAAGUGCCAGGAUCGCUGGGAGAGUAUGUGGGCCCAAAACAACGGCGCUUCAAACGCAGAGGGACCUGUCCCGACAACUUUUCAAGGACACACCGAAUGUGAGUCGCCCGGCCCUUCCACUGCCAUGAUGCUCAUGUCGCCAGCGGACAACUCGAUGAUGCGGACGAAUCCAAGGCAGCCCCCUUUCCCAAUGGGCACGCCGAGCGGGCAGCUUGAGUCCAUGACCCGCCAGCCACCUGCGAACUCCCUUCCCGCGACUGCUCCGUCGCAGCGCCCGCUUGAGCUACAAGAACCGCAGAUGGCGCCUACGUUCUGGCGGCCCAACCGAAAGGACUUCUUCACGCUCAUGCCGAGCCCGCCGCAGAUGCAGCACGCACGUGUGCCGCCUAUCGCUCAAGAGGGACUCUUCCGGAUGCCAAACUCCAUGGGUCACCCGGUACCGGUAUCGCGCGGCUCGCAGGAGCAGCCCGCUCCUGCGGAGCAUGCUCCGCCGCGCCCGCCACCUGUGCGUGCUCCACAGCGCGCUUCUGCAACGCACGAGCCGAAGGGACAGCCUAUGUCUGCGCAUCACGCCCCACGUGGUCAACCCAUGUCCAACGUUCAAGUUGUGCAGAGUCAGCGCCCUCCUGUCGUGCCCGGAUCUCAGCACAGGCGGAUGGGAGACCAGUCGCGGUUGCAGGCGCACGCGCCACCGCAGCCCCAGUCCAGGAGGACUCAACCUCAGGCGAUGUACAAGGAGCCUGCGAUACCUGGGCCCCCAGCGAUACAUCCAUCACAGGCAAUACACGGGUGGCAGGCCGCCCGCCAGCCGCCGCCCCAUGCAAUGCAUGAGUGGCACGCGACCAAUCAGCCACAUAUCAAGCCCCCGUCGCCGGCCCUCCAUCCUCCGCAGGUUCCCUGUCCCCCGCACGCUCUUCGUCUCCCGCACGCUCUUCAUCCCUCGCAGGUUCCCCAUCGUCCCCAGGAUCUCCAUUUCCCGCACGCUGUCCAUCCUGGCCAGGAUUUCUAUCCCCCGCACGUUGUCAAUCCCCCGCGAGGUUUCCCUCCUCCGCAGGUUAUUCACCCGUCCCACCCGUCACACGCCACACACCCAUCCCUUCCCCCUGCGCACGCCGUGCAUCACUACCACGCGGACCAUCAUUAUCAGCCCGUCCUCUACCCUUACACGACGGGCGAUGCGGUUUCCGUGAACUGGUCGGAAACACUGGAUCGCGGUCAAGGACUGUCUCAGAGAGACGUGAUGCGGUGGAGGCAAGAAGUAUACAACGUGGGCGGGGGACAGGCCUUCGUGGAUGGCAGUUCGGAAGCAGACUCGAUGCUCCAGACGCCCGAAACGCAAGACAUGUCUAUCCAGAGGCCGAUAUCCCAAGACCAAGAGACGCAGGGCCACAACGUCCUGACACAACACAGGUUUGGUAACCCCCCUUCGGCGACGCUCAAGCGGCAGAAUUCCAAGUCCGCGACCCCCGAAGGCCCGGCCCUGACCGUCUACCAACAACCCAUGAAGAAAGAAGCUCGCCCGACCGCGACACACGAGUCAAACACAUUCACGUCCGGGACUCAUCAGUCGCACCCGCCCUUGCACGUACAGCAAAAGCCACAGGCAUCUCCCGUCUCCACGAAGAGCAAAAAUCAGAAUCAGAGAAAGGUGAAGGUAGAGCACGAAGAGAAGUGGAAGGGCAAGGGCAAAGCCAAGCAGAAGACCGAUCUUCCACCCGGGACUAACUUGUCGCAAGACAGCUCGGCCCCUGGGCGAACGCAGAGGCCGCCCACUCCAGCGACGCACACGACGCAGGUGGGUCUGGUGCCUAUGCGCCGCAUCGAGCAGCCCAAGCCCAUCAAGUACGAGGAGAGUUUCAUAGACACGGGCAUGUGGUGA